GGAGAUGUUGAUUCAAAUAAAUGGCCAAACUCAGAAUGGCGUUGUAUCAAGGUGAAGUGGGAUGAAUCCUAUAAAUAUCUAAAUCUUCCAAUAAGAGUGUCACCUUGGACAAUAAUGAUCAAUAAUGAAGAAGUGGAAAACACUUCUAUCACUGCUCCGUCACUCAUUGAUUUCUUCACAGAAUCUUCAAUUGAUGAAACAAUUCUUUGUGAAGAUUCUACUAUAAUAGAUCAUUUUGGGUGGGGGAACGAACUUCAUCUCUUAACACAACGUACUCAUGAUGAAAGUUCAGUGCAUGUGCUCAAAGAAUCAAAGUCGCACAUUGGUACAUGACUCAGCUUGGAGGUGCAGACCAUUAGUUAUGUUUCGUACUUUGUAACAUAGAAAAUUGGUCGAUCAAUAUAGUUGAAGUGUGUUUAAAUUUGAAGGUUUGAGUUGAUAACCAAC
Molecule: messenger RNA, 447 nt
Organism: Cuscuta epithymum
Lineage: Eukaryota; Viridiplantae; Streptophyta; Magnoliopsida; Solanales; Convolvulaceae
Source: the annotation of a GenBank genome assembly